Messenger RNA from Cyanidioschyzon merolae strain 10D, 1569 nucleotides. RefSeq names its product flavin adenine dinucleotide synthetase. Gene Ontology annotation, molecular function: FMN adenylyltransferase activity. Lineage: Eukaryota; Rhodophyta; Bangiophyceae; Cyanidiales; Cyanidiaceae. The coding region runs from base 1 to 1569 and encodes 522 amino acids. The transcript has a single exon. Gene Ontology annotation, biological process: FAD biosynthetic process. The record is from RefSeq and is a predicted model, not a curated record.
AUGCUUGGUGUCGGUAAAGAUGAUAGUCAAACAGAAAAUGAAGAGCCUCUAUGGAAACAAUUAGAGUGCAUCGAACAGGUCGCACCCGAUCUGGCUCCUGGGGUUACCAGCUCGCUCCAACUGCUGCGUGGCGUUCUGCGCAUUUUUGAACCGGAGGAGGUUGCCUUGAGUUUUAAUGGAGGCAAGGACGCCACUGUUGUUUUCCAUUUAACACGAGCAGCCUUUCAGUCUCUAUAUAAAGAACGCAAGCCGGCACCACACAUUCAAGCAGUAUUUUUUGAGGAACCGGAUCCUCAGGAGCAGUUUCCCGAAGUGCUCGAGUUUGUGGCAGACUGGUCCCGCCGCUACGCCGACCAGCUGGUUUUUGAUCGAGUACCCGGGGGAAUUUUUCAUGGUCUUAAGACUUAUUUAACAGAGAUACGUCCGCGUGUGCGUUGUUUUCUUCUGGGAACGCGCUGGAUAGACCCGGACGGACCCAGCCAGGAGCAUCUGAGCCCGUCGAGCCCCGAAUGGCCCUCGUUUCUGCGCGUGAAUCCGAUCCUGCACUGGUCAUAUCGGGCGGUUUGGCGCUUUUUGCGGACGUUCCACCUGGAGUACUGUAGUCUGUACGAUGCGGGCUACACUUCGAUCGGACGAGUGAGCGAUACCGAGCGCAACCCGCUGCUGCGCCGGGAAAGCGCUCUUUUCGAUGACUUUACGCACUUAGAUCGGGAUGAGGAUGAGCGAUGCGGUAGAAAGCAGAAGACGAAGAAUCAAGUUCAGCAGCUUGCUAUAGCGCAUGUGGAGCACCGGCAUGCGAGCCAAGAUCCCGCACAGGCUGCUCUGCAGCGACUGCUUUCAGUGCGUUUGCUCCUUCUCGGUACGGAUGCUUCCCGAUGGUUCGAUGGCAUGAUUCGUGCAAAUCUUGUCAGCAGAUUUCUGCGUGAAUUAGAAUCGUAUCCAUGGAAACCGCAACUUGUGCAGGUCGUGACAGACUGGCUCGAGGGAUUGCGUCUCGCCCUCGCUACUUCCCUGCAUGGUGAAUCUGCAGAAUCGCAGUGUCCGACGUUGCCUGUGAUCUUGGUAGCAUAUGACGGUUCCGGUUCCGAUGUUCAGCUUCUACGGGCACUCGUGGAGGCGCUCGCCUGUGAACGAUUACCUGCCGAAGACGCGAUCCGCAGUGCACCGAAUCAAGCAUCACCUGAUGAUGAUAACCAGACGAGUCGGCUGCGACUCCUGGUGUGCCCCCUGGGCUCCACUUGGGGAAACCCACGUCACGCCGCAGAGGCGUUGCAUCGGGCAAUAGACCUGAGCACAGCGUCACCGGCGCGGGAGCUGACCCCGCCGGCGCGUUUCACGCUGCAGUGUGCGUCGUUGAGGCGCUGCAACGUGCAGACGGCAAGAUUACAUGAAGGGCUCAUUUCGGAGCCGCUGCAGUCGACUAUCCUCUUCACUGAUCUAGUUGAUUUGCGUCUGAAUUUGGACGGGCAUAUCUCAAUAGCGGUAUCUGGAGAUGCUCGAGCUCGCUUCUCCCAGGUGUUCCAGCAAUUCGGCUGGCCUUUUCAGGAGGCAUCCGCACCAGCGCAGUAA